AAUGUGUCUCUCGGAAUUUGCUGACCAAUGCGCUGGCGUAGAUCGUGAAAGCAGUUCGUUUUCUGCGGACGCAGCUUGAGAGUCGAGACUACCGAAAAGCAGCGCCGGUAGUUGUGUAGAAGAAGGUGAGGUGGAUGCAGCGGCGCACAGUGCAAUGGAUCUGUCGUGAAAGCCGGCUAAGAAUUAGCAUCAAAUGAAUUGAAUGAGCGAAAAUGUGCUUGUGAUAAGGACGUACAGAAUUAUAAUUAAGUAGAAGAGGAAUGUGCAAGUGAUUGGAGAAGAACAAGGGCCUUUGGGAACGUUUAAUUUGAUUUUCGGGGCGAGGUUUCAGGGGGUUUCGAGCCAACCGACAACAAGUAACAAACAUGUUGAGCAGCAAAACGAAGCAUUAUUUGCAUGUGGGCUUGCUGAUUACUGUGAUCGCGGUCUUCGAACUCUUCUCCGGCGGAGUAAAGGUGUGGAACGACGAGACACUAGAGAUCAACCCCUGGGUUCGCUAUGGCUACACAUGGACAGUUGUUUUGUACUUGCUGAGGCUCGUUACUUUUCUGCCAUUGCCCCAAGUUCUCUUCAAUUUCGCCGGACUGAUCUUCUACAAUGCGUUCCCCGAUAAAGUCGUUCUGAAAGGAAGCCCUAUAUUGGCGCCCUUUAUAUGCAUUAGGGUCGUCACCAGGGGUGACUAUCCCCAACUGGUGAAGAUGAACGUUCAACGAAACAUGAACAAGUGCAUAGACUCUGGUUUAGAAAACUUCUUAAUCGAAGUGGUCACGGAUAAAGCCAUCGGGUUGGAGCAACAUCGGAGGAUCAGGGAAAUUGUUGUCCCGCCUUCCUACAGGACAAAAUCAGGCGCACUGUUCAAGGCGCGCGCCCUGCAAUAUUGUUUGGAGGAAAACGUAAACAUUUUAGCCGACUCUGAUUGGAUCGUCCACCUGGACGAGGAGACACUGUUGACCGAAAACUCGGUUCGUGGUAUCCUCAAUUUCGUCAUGGAUGGUAAACAUCAGUUUGGUCAGGGCCUCAUCACCUACGCUAACGAGGAGGUCGUCAACUGGGUUACAACUCUAGCUGACAGUUUCCGCGUCGCCGACGACAUGGGCAAAAUGCGUCUGCAAUUCUAUAUGUUCCACAAACCAUUAUUUAGUUGGAAAGGAUCGUACGUUGUUACACAGUUAGCGGCCGAAAAGGCGGUGUCCUUUGAUAACGGUUUGGAUGGAUCAGUGGCGGAGGACUGUUAUUUCGCGAUGCGAGCUCACAAGGAGGGCUACAGUUUCAAUUUCAUCGAGGGCGAGAUGUGGGAGAAGUCGCCGUUCACGCUGUUCGAUUUCAUACAGCAGCGAAAACGCUGGCUGCAGGGAAUUCUUCUGGUCGUCCAUUCGAAAUCCCUGCCCGCAAGAAAAAAGAUUCUACUGGCCAUUUCGUGCUACUCGUGGGUGACCCUGCCGUUGUGCACGUCGAAUCUCAUCCUGGCCGCCCUCUGUCCAAUACCUUGUCCACCUUUGAUCGACUUCAUUUGCGCGUUCAUCUGCUCGGUCAACAUCUACAUGUACAUUUUCGGUGUGGUCAAAUCGUUCACCGUCUACAGGUUCGGGCUGUUCAGGUUCAUGCUGUGCAUCUGCGGCGCUCUUCUCACCAUGCCCUUCAACAUCAUCAUCGAGAAUAUCGCCGUAAUUUGGGGAGUCGUCGGCAAGAAGCACAAAUUUUACAUAGUCAAUAAGAACAUUGCUCGGCAAACCAUCCAAGUGUAAAAAUCCAAUUUAAUCAAAUGAUGCACUAUCUGAAUUUCCAAAGAAUUAAAUAACAACAACAACAACAAAAAAACGUGUUGAUUGUUUCCCCCUCCCCCCUUUCGUUAGAGAUCCUUGCACUGAGAUUUGCGCUAAUUCACACGGAAUCUUCGACAUUUCAUUUAAAUGUUCGUUUCGAUUAUUAUUAUUUUUUCUUACACUACUAUCAUUAUGUAACUUAUUUUAUUUAAACUUACUUUCGUAAAUUUCCUUAAUCGUUUUCACCUGGAGAUACGACGACUAUCUUGAGAAUGACGCAAGGCACUUACAACAGUUACUACUUCGAGGGCACAUAUAGUUUUUAAGCAAAAAACAAUUGAUGAAUAAAUUUUGUAUCCGUUUUUUUGCUAAGCGUAUUAUACACAACAAGAAAAACUAAAACAAAACCUUCCAGUUUAUAUUCAACAUUAUGGCCCCCCUCCACCCACAAAUAAAAGAACAUUACACUUUUUUUUUCACAGACGAAAAAUAUCUGAAUCAAUAAUACAUGAACAAUGGUUAUUGCUCCAUUAGUUUUAUUUGUUUUUCUUUAUAUAUAAUUUUUUGUUUGUUUGUGAAUAAACUAUAAAACCCGCUUACAUUUCUAUUAAUAUUCAUUAUUAUCAUUAUGUUAGAUGUGUAUAUGCUUCAUAUUGAGGCUGGAGGCUUCGUGUUCAAUUUAGCUAUU
Molecule: messenger RNA, 2451 nt
Organism: Nicrophorus vespilloides
Lineage: Eukaryota; Metazoa; Arthropoda; Insecta; Coleoptera; Silphidae
Product: beta-1,4-mannosyltransferase egh
Exons: 2
Coding region: 366-1745 (459 amino acids)
Cellular component (GO): cytoplasm
Molecular function (GO): beta-1,4-mannosyltransferase activity
Source: RefSeq, a predicted model, not a curated record